This is a messenger RNA of Salvia hispanica, 2027 nucleotides long. Its product is annotated as protein trichome birefringence-like 16. Gene Ontology annotation, cellular component: Golgi apparatus. The record is from RefSeq and is a predicted model, not a curated record. Gene Ontology annotation, biological process: xyloglucan metabolic process; xylan biosynthetic process; plant-type secondary cell wall biogenesis. NCBI's taxonomy places the organism in Eukaryota, Viridiplantae, Streptophyta, Magnoliopsida, Lamiales, Lamiaceae. Gene Ontology annotation, molecular function: acetyltransferase activity.
GCAGUAACAGUAAAUUAAUUAUAUAAUUAAGGCUUAAUCUUGUCUUAGUUCUUCUGAUUCUAUAAAUUAUUAUCGCUUUGAUUUAAAUCAUCGCCUCUGAUUUCCUCCUCGUCUCCCUCCAUCAUCUCUCUCUCUCUGCGCAAUUUGAUGAACAUUCUUUCGUGAAGAAGACGCGCAAUUUUCACUGAAUUCGGGUUGCAUCCCGUAAAGAUCCACGCCUUCUGAUUCCUGUACCUAUAUUUCUGUUAUCAUGGGAUUUGCGAUCCUGAUGAUCGGAUGAGUCUAAAUCUGAUUGCUUAGAGCUGCUAUUAAGGAUGAAACAAGGCAUACAAGGACUAAAGAUCCCACAGGUCUCCCUCAUCCUCAUUGGUUUAGUCUGCACGACUGUGCUUGUAUUGGCAUGGACAAAGAGCUCAGUUCUCACCGCUUUCAUGCCAUCUCCGGGUCGCGUCCUGCCACCGGAUCUGGGUGAAAUUUUCAAGGGUACCAACAUUUCAGCACAGACAACAUUGGAACAAGUUGAAUCAUUUGCUUCAUCCGGUGGGAUAGAACUAAAAGGCGAGGGAGAAGAUAUUAGUAAUAGUAAAAAUACCAAUGAAGAAGAGAGUUCUCCGAGUGUUCUGAAAGGAACUGGAUCUGAAAAACCACCAGGAGGAAAAAGUAAAUCAAGAGAAUCAGAGAUUGUUCCAGAGAACUCUCCUUCUGUAAAGUCAUUUGUCAAAGGAAAGCGAACAGAAAACUCGUCAGCUACUAUUGGAAAUAAAGGUUGUAAUUAUGCCAAAGGUAAAUGGGUUAUUGAUGAUAAUCGUCCGUUGUAUUCUGGAUUUGGUUGUAAGCAAUGGUUGUCACCUAUGUGGGCUUGUCGCCUAACACAACGCAUGGAUUUUGAGUAUGAAAAGCUUCGUUGGCAACCCCAAAAUUGCAAAAUGAAAGAUUUCACAGGACCCAAGUUCUUGCAGAGAAUGCAGGAUAAAACUUUAGCUUUCAUUGGGGAUUCACUGGGUCGACAACAGUUCCAGUCUCUCAUGUGCAUGGUAACAGUUGGGGAAGAAAGAGCUGAUGUGCUUGACGUUGGGCGUGAGUUUGGUCUUGUUAAGGCUCGUCAUGCUGUAAGACCAGAUGGAUGGGCUUAUCGGUUCCCCAUUACAAACACAACCAUCCUUUACUAUUGGUCAGCUAGUCUCUGUGAUUUGGAACCUAUUAAAGGGUCGAACCCUGUCGAUUUUGCCAUGCACCUGGAUCGCCCCCCUGCAUUUUUACGGCAAUAUCUUCAUAAAUUUGAUGUACUUGUCCUGAAUACAGGACACCACUGGAACAGGGGAAAACUUAGUGCAAAUAGAUGGGUCAUGUACGUUAACGGUGUCCCUAACACUAAUAAGAAGAUUGCAGAUAUCGGGGGUGCCAAAAAUUUGACCAUUCACAGUAUUGUGAAAUGGGUUGAUUCACAGCUCCCGUUGUUUCCAGGUUUGAAAGCAUUUUUACGGUCUCUAUCGCCCAGGCAUUUUUUCAACGGGGACUGGGACACCGGAGGUACAUGUGAUAAUACCACGCCACUUUCCGGUGGAAAAGAAGUUCUAAAAGACGACUCUAGUGAUCCUGUGGCUGCACACGCGGUGAAGGGAACGGGUGUUAAGCUUCUUGACAUUACUGCUUUGUCCGAGUUGAGAGACGAGGGCCAUAUAUCCCGGUACAGCAUUAAAGCCACAGCCGGUGCGCAGGAUUGCUUGCACUGGUGCUUACCUGGUAUUCCCGAUACAUGGAAUGAAAUAUUAUAUGCGCAGAUUUAAUGAGACGAACCCAGGGUUCAGCAGAAUCGCGUUCGAGAUCUGUUCUAUGAAGGGAAGGAGCUACAACGGGUAAAAAAAUGAUGGAUGCGGUCAAGCCAGAGCUGGGGCCAUGAGAUCACAGAGGCUCGAAUCAACCUUUAAAGAGAAAAUAGCUAUGUACUACUAUUUAUAAAAUGAUUCUUCUCCUCUCCUUUACCUCUAUAAGAGUUAGUAAAAUGUUAGUAAAAUACUAUUUUGAUA